CUAUUUAAAAUAUUUGUUGGAUGAUGUUUUAAAAAUAUAAUAGAUUCAAGAGGCUCUGAUAUAAAAGAUAAAUGGAAUUAUCUGAUUACCUGAGAGCAGGUUUAAAAGAGUUACAAAAUAAACGAACUCUUGUAUCUCAUUUGGAUAAUAUACAACAACAAAUGCAAAGAAGACGUUCUUCGAGAUUGCAGAACCUAAUGAAUCUCAGAAAAAUAAAUGAAGCAACAUUAUCACCAGUUAUUACACCAGCUAAAGUUCGAACACCUAUAAUAUUGAAAUCUCUAGAAGGCUCUCCGUCAUUCAAAAGAAUAAAUAGUAGACACCAUCAACAAGAAAAAAGUGAUGUUAUAAAAGAGAGAAAAAAGGAGAAAAAUCAACACAUUGAUAAACGUAAAGCAUUACUACUUAAAUGGAAAGAAGAAAAAAACAAGAAACUACAAUUAGAAAAGAGUCAUAAAAAACCUAUUUUUAAGGUAUCACAUGCUGCAAGUUUACCUUCGAUUGAUUCAGCCAAUCAGUUUAUAAAAGGAAAACGUAUUACUCCAAAAUCGAAAGGAAAUACCCCCAGUUUAUAUAAAUUUGCACCAAAGAAUCACAUUUUUAAACCUCCUGACAAUAUUAAACCCAUUUAUUUUAAAAGUAGUACAACGAAAGGUAGUAAUAUGCCUAUUACUAAGAAUACUCUUUUGCUUCAAGAAGAUGUAAAAACUGCUAUCAAGAGUAAAAGAAAAUUGGAUUUUAAAUCAGAUAACAAUAAUAAAUCAAAAGUAUAUACAUCAGUUGUACAACCUAGAAUCAUUGAAACUAGAACAAAUUUAAAAUGUACGGAGAAUGACAAAAUCUUGAGUAACAAUAAGGAUGUUUCUUCUAAGAAAUGUAUAAGAGCAGACAAUUCUACUGCAAAUUAUAAAGUUAAAAAUCAAUUAGUUAAAAAGUCACCUAGACUAAACUCAUCAAAAAGAUUUACAGAAAUAGAAGUGCCAUCAUCUCAAAAUGUAAGUAAAUUAUCAUCGACUUCAAAAGAUAAUCUAGCAACAACAACUAAUGAAUUAAAAACAAUAUCUAAACCUCGCAAUAAUACUUCAGUAAAAAAUUUGAAGAUUGAAAAGUGUUCAAAACCGAAAACAUCAAAGAAAACGUUAUCUAAAAGUUCUCAUCGGAAAAGCAUAUUCAGUUUGUCAAGAAAUAAAUCGCCAGAACCAUGUAAAAAGGAAGUUUUCCAAGAAGAUUCAAAAUCUUCUAAAGCUACAGAAAAUGAAAUGUGUACAUCUUCAGGAAAUUCAAAGAAUCCAAAAUCGCCAGUAACUCCUGUCAGCAGUAAUUCUCUUCCACAAACACCGAAAAAUAAUACUCCUCCCGUAUAUAUAAGUCCCUUUAUCACAUUAUCACGAGGAAAAGACAAUGCACGUAAGGAAUACAAACAGCGAUUGUCUAAAGGGGGCACAUGUGAAAAUUCGGAUUUCUCUAGGUAUACAAGUCCCAAAGCUGCCGCUGUGUACUUUACGGAUCUAUUAAACUCUGAAAUUUCUGAAAUUCUCAAUAAGUGUGAAAAAUGGGAAUUCCAUAAAAAAGAUGAUAAUUUACCUGACGGCGCUUGCGACAUGAUAGACGUGGCAAUUGGACAAUCACAUUUACUGGUAAAUCAGAAAUUAGAACAAUUUAGGGGCCUUAUAAGGUCAGCCGAAAACAAAGACGGCAGCGUGACCUGCCACGAUUUACAUGGUUUCUGGGAUUUGGUAAACAUACAAAUAAAAAAUGUAAGAGACCGAUUUGCCAAUUUAGAGAGACUGCAAAACAACAGAUGGGAAGAAAUAAUUUGCGCUAAAACUAAAACUCCAACAAAAAAGAAAAACUCAAUCCGAAAUAAAGAAGGUAAAAGAAAAGCCGAUUCAAAAAUAAGAGGCUUUAUAGAAGCAGCCAGACAAAAGAAGAAAUUACAAACUAAUGAACAGAAUAUUGCAGAGGCAUCUGAUCCAAAAAGUUCUUUACAAGAAUUUUCAAAUAAAGUCUUACCAAGGCGGAGAUCUUCAACGGUUUCGGUAUCCGAACGUGGCAUUAGUUCUCCAGGACUAACAAUAAUGAGAGCGUCACUUUCUGCAAAAAAGCUUCAGCAGACAUUAAGCUCCAACUCGACACCGAUUAAUUUAAACAAGAGUGCCACCGUUGUAAAAAGUAUCUUAAAAUCAGGGCAAAUAAAAACAUCAAAGAAGCGUCAUAAAUCGGUCUUAUUUGAAACUGCGUUUGAGGAUAAUCUUAUAAUCCAUUCUGGUACUUGCGAAAACAAUCCCAAUAUUGAUAACAUUGAGCCACGACCCAAUGUAAAAAAAUCGAUCAGCUUUUCUCCAGAAGAUUACAAGGUUGUCCGUAGAUCGUCAAGACUAAACGCAAAAUUGCCAAAAAGUAAAUUAUUCUGACGCUUUGCAUGUUAAUUUAUUAGUUAUUUAAAUGUAGAGGUAUCGUUAGAUGUUACAAUGUAUGUAAAUUUUAAUCCAUAGUUUUAUUGCUGACUUUUAUGUUAUUAUAAUGGAGUCUCGUUAAAU
Molecule: messenger RNA, 2540 nt
Organism: Agrilus planipennis (emerald ash borer)
Lineage: Eukaryota; Metazoa; Arthropoda; Insecta; Coleoptera; Buprestidae
Gene: mars
Product: guanylate kinase-associated protein mars
Exons: 2
Coding region: 72-2414 (780 amino acids)
Biological process (GO): signaling
Source: RefSeq, a predicted model, not a curated record